UUGAUUACCCCGCGUUCACGAGCGAGAGGAAAGCACGAGCACACGACAUCGAUAUAAAGCACGCGGCGGGCAGCAACCAAGACGAAUACAACAAAAUGGGCGCAAUAGGAAACCUCAUUCCGCUCGUCAUCCUCUUUGCCGUAGUUGCGGGAAUGGGAUGGAUCGGUUACCAAAUCUACCUCUACUCCAACGAGCUCGCCGAACGCGGCGUCCGCAAGAUGGAAAAGAAGAACGUCGUCUUCACCAAGGACGGCGCGAAGGUGGCCGUCAAGGAGGUGCGCACCGAGGACUAUGCAGAUCGCACGCAGAAGGCGUUUGUAAAGACAUGGAAUGCGGCGCACGAGGGGACGGGUAGUGGCGCGGAGAAGAGACCCGGUGUGGGGAGGACGAGGACGAAGUAGUGAAGGGACGGGACGGCCAGACACAGAGGAGAUGGCGCCCGAGAGGGAUGCGCAUCAGAGUUUGGGGGAGGAUGGAUGUAUACCAUGGGCCUUCAUUUGGGUCGUAUUCGAGGGAGAGCUGGAUAUAGGCAUGUGCUGUCAUAAUUGGAUGAAUACAGCAUCAGCAUGAGCAGCGGCAUCAGCAUCAGCAGUGGCAUCAGCAGCAGCGGCAUCAUUAGCAGCGUCAGCAUC
This is a messenger RNA of Paraphaeosphaeria sporulosa, 632 nucleotides long. RefSeq lists its product as uncharacterized. The transcript has 2 exons. Bases 96 to 401 code for a protein of 101 amino acids. The record is from RefSeq and is a predicted model, not a curated record. Lineage: Eukaryota; Fungi; Ascomycota; Dothideomycetes; Pleosporales; Didymosphaeriaceae.